This is a messenger RNA of Zalophus californianus (California sea lion), 3815 nucleotides long. It is a transcript of the gene SELENON, whose product is annotated as selenoprotein N. The record is from RefSeq and is a predicted model, not a curated record. Gene Ontology annotation, cellular component: endoplasmic reticulum membrane. Gene Ontology annotation, biological process: skeletal muscle fiber development; calcium ion homeostasis. Gene Ontology annotation, molecular function: calcium ion binding. The transcript has 12 exons. NCBI's taxonomy places the organism in Eukaryota, Metazoa, Chordata, Mammalia, Carnivora, Otariidae.
AUGGGCCAGGCCCGGCCGGGUGAACGCGGGCCGCCCGGCCCAGGCCCCGGCCCCGGCCCCGACCCCGCCGCGCCGCCGCCCGCACCCCGCCGCGCCCGCGGCCUGGCGCUGCUCGGGGCCCUGCUCGCCGCCGCCGCCGCCGCCGCCGCCGCGCGAGCCUACGCCCGCCACAACGAGGCCCAGGCGGCCGCGCGGCAGGAGUCCGCGCUGAAGGCCCUGGGGACAGAAGGCCUCUUUCUCUUUUCCUCCUUGGACACAGACCGGGAUAUGUACCUCAGCCCCGAGGAGUUCAAGCCCAUUGCUGAGAAGCUGACAGGGUCCGCUCCUGCGGGCGUCUACGAGGAGGCGGAACUGGCCCUUGACCCCAGUGAGGAGACGCUCACCAUAGAAGCCCGAUUCCAGCCUCUGCGCCCGGAGUCCAUGACCAAGAGCAAAGACGGGUUCCUGGGGGUCUCCCGCCUCGCCCUGUCCGGCCUCCGCAACUGGACGACGGCAGCCUCGCCAAGUGCGGUGUUCGCCGCCCGCCACUUCCGGCCCUUCCUUCCUCCUCGGGGCCGGGUGGAGCUGGGCGAGCCCUGGUGGAUCAUCCCCAGUGAGCUGAGCGUCUUCACCGGCUAUCUGUCCAACAACCGCUUCUACCCACCACCACCCAAGGGCAAAGAGGUCAUCAUCCACCGGCUCCUGAGCAUGUUCCACCCUCGGCCCUUCGUGAAGACCCGCUUUGCCCCUCAGGGGGCCAUUGCCUGCCUGACGGCCAUCAGCGAUUUCUACUACACUGUGAUGUUCCGGAUCCACGCCGAGUUCCAGCUCAGCGAGCCGCCUGACUUCCCCUUCUGGUUCUCACCUGGCCAGUUCACCGGCCACAUCAUCCUCUCCAAAGACGCCACUCACAUCCGAGACUUCCGGCUCUUCGUGCCCAACCACAGGUCUCUGAACGUGGACAUGGAAUGGCUGUACGGGGCCGGUGAGAGCAGCAACAUGGAGGUGGACAUUGGCUACAUCCCCCAGAUGGAGCUGGAGGCCCUGGGCCCAUCGGUCCCCUCCAUGAUCCUGGAUGAGGAUGGCAACAUGAUCGACAGCCGCCCGCCCUCAGGGGAGCCCCUCCAGUUUGUGUUUGAGGAGAUCAAGUGGCAGCAGGAGCUGAGCUGGGAGGAGGCCGCCCGGCGCCUGGAGGUGGCCAUGUACCCCUUCAAGAAGGUCACCUAUCUGCCAUUCAUCGAGGCCUUCGACCACGCCAAGGCCAAGAACAAGCUGGUGCACUCAAUUCUGCUGUGGGGGGCCCUGGAUGACCAGUCCUGCUGAGGUUCGGGGCGGACUCUCCGGGAGACUGUCCUGGAAAGUUCGCCCAUCAUCGCCCUCCUCAACGAGAGCUUCAUCAGCACUUGGUCCCUGGUGAGGGAGCUGGAAGACCUGCAGAACGACCAGGAGAACCCGUCCCACAAGAAGCUAGCUGACCUGCACCUGGAGAAGUACAGCUUCCCCGUGGAGAUGAUGAUUUGUCUGCCCAACGGCACUGUGGUCCACCACAUCAACGCCAACUACUUCUUGGAUAUCACCUCCAUGAAGCCCGAGGAUAUUGAGAACAACGUCUUCAGCUUCUCAUCCACCUUUGAGGACCCGUCCACGGCCACGUAUAUGCAGUUCCUGAAGGAAGGCCUUCGGCGUGGCCUGCCCCUCCUGCAGCCCUAGUGUACCCUCAGGCCGUGAGAGGCCCGGCUGGCGUAGGGGGAGCUGAAGGAAGGGCCUCCAGCGCUGAGGACAGGCCCCUCAGGCCCAGAGCCGGUGGUCCUCACACUCCCACCCCUGCCGCUCCCAGGCUGCCCGUGGGGCCUGAGGUCAAUGGGGGGUAGACGGGGGUGUCUGGGCUGACUGGCUGGAUGAACCUCUAGCUCCAGCUGCCACCAUUAGCCCUUUACUACCCACAUGGUUCCAGAAGCUGUUCAGGAUACCAAAAAUGGGGCCUCGGGUCAUCUCCCUGGACCUCACCCACUCAGGCACAUAGUCCAGGUCCUUGUGAGGUGAAGAUCAGGAAGGAGUGGUGCUAGGAAGACUGGGCCACCCCUCUCUCCUUACAUUCAUCCCAAAAGAAACAUCAAGAAACCCUGGACUGGGGGUUAAGGAGGGGUUGCCAGGGAAGCACUCUUGUUUGGAGCCUCCUUCCUGGCUGCCCCCCCCCCGCCUGGUGUCCCCCAGUGGGGUGAGUUUCAGCUGGAGACAGCCUUUUGGAGGCUCAGGGCAAAGCCCUCUUUCAGGAGAAUUCACUGUACCUCGGACCUUGGCUUCCCAGACCACUCAAUCCAACCUAAUGAUAGGACACCCAGUACCAAUUUUGGGACUUGCUGGGGGGCAGCUGCCUGGAGAGGUUCACUGUGAAGGAGACUUCUGCUCUUAGCAAGGGAGUCCACUGAGGGGUUCCUGAGGCCCAGUGCCAAGGCACCCCCAACCACCUCCACCUACCCCAGCAAGGGUCACAGUAGGAUGACAGACCCCAGCUCCACAGAAGUGUACCUCAGCCAAAGAACACAGCCUCCCCCAGAGCUGGCGCUGCCCCAGCUGUCAGGGCAGCCCAGACCAGCUAGCCCACCACCGAGUGGCCAUUGACCCUCCUUGGCCUCUCUUAAGGCCUUGGUCUACGUCCCAAGCCACUGACCACAGCCAGUCUUUUUUAUAUAUGCAGAAAAGUGUCUUUAUGUGAAGCUUCUCACAGUUUGUAGGUAUUUUUGAUAACCCCAACGCUGAGGAGAAAGAAGGGGUGGUGUCUUCCCCCAGCAGCAGCCCCAUGAUGGCUGGAUCUGAAAUCCUAGAUGGGUCCAGCUUGAUGUCUUUGCAGCUGCACCUACAGGAAGAAAUAGUCCUCUCUUCCUUUUCUUCCAGCUUUUUAAAAAAGGUCAGUGUACCCCCAACCCUAUCCUUGUCCGCCACUCAGGACCAUGAGAGAUCCUUGGGCUUUUUCAUUAAAGCCUUGGAGCCACACCUGCUCCCCAACGCCUGCCCCCACAGGGGCUCACUCUCAAACCUGGAAGAGGAAGGCAGACAUUUCCUCAGACACGCUCCCCGGCCUCCCAUCCGCUGAGUUCUGUCUGCCACUGAAGUAUCCAUACUGAGCCUUCUCUGUCUGGGGCACUCUGUUAACAUUACUUGUAUUUUCUCAUUUAAUCCUCACAACAAACCUGUGAGGCAGAUAGUAAUUGUUCCCAUUUUGCAGAUGAAACUGAGUCUCAAGGAAGUGAAGUGACGUGCCCAAGGUCACUGAGUGGUGGAGCUGAGAUUCAGCCUGUCUCAAUUUUGGAGUGUUUUGUUUUGCACUGCCCCUCACCUCUCUCCCCUGCCCAUUUUCACCGAGGUGAAAAAGAAAGCCUUUCAGACCAAAAUGUCUCACUCCCCUCUGAUCUCCAGAGCAAAGGAGGCGUGAGCCAGCCAGCUCAACCAAGUUGCAUCCUGGGAGGCAGUGCUUCCAUGCCCCUUACAGGGAGGGAGGGCACCCGAGUCUGUCUCGGGGCUUCCAGGCCUGGGCGGCAGUAACCAAUCCCAUGAGCCACCCAGUGUCAGCAGAGACUCAGCCUCGCCACCCAGCAGGCUCUUCCUCUCGUCCUGGUACAGGAGGGCCCACUCCACAUUGCACAGUCUUUGUUUUAUGUAAGGCACUGAUUGCCUUGGCUUUCUGAUCUUCAUCUCAAGUCUUCUCCUGAACCCCACCCGCACCCCACACUGGGCCUUGAAGCUCAUGGUGGGGGAGGGCCCCCAGCUCCUGCCUGUUACCUGUCUGCCCCUUCCCUCCGAUACCCACACGUCCUGUAAUAAAAUUGGAGAGACUA